GCAUAUCUGGCAUUAGUGAAGCAAGACAGCGUUUUCGUCCGUGAAAUUUCCAUAACAUAGUGUGAACGCAGUUACGUCAUUGAGGCCACCCAUACUGCGGAGAGCAGCCGCUGCCAUUACGCUCCUGCUGAGUCCUGCCGUCUUCACCUGUGGACAAGCCAGCUCCGUCCAGGUGUCGUCUUUUCUACCACUCUCAUUUCAUUUCCCACGCAGCGCGCUAAAGAUCCAGUUGAAGCACAAUCCAAGCCAGGCCAAGUCACCGAAGGAGAAAUGGACGACUGCGCCUGCAGCGCCUGGUACGACAGUGCCGGGUGACAACAACACAAUCACCGUGCACAUUAUUGACUUCUGCAAUUUCACUAUUGUGGUGCUUACUGCCGUGAAUAUCACCACGGUGUUGACGCAAUAGUGAUAACUGCUGCUUUUCCAGCCAUCCUACCAUUCCAGCAUCUCGAAGGCAUCGUAAUGGCGGACGACAAUGACGGCUGGAAACCAAUGCACAGGUAUGCCUACUUGGGCAAUUUCAAAGAGGUGGAGGCGCUCUUGAGCAAGACAUCCGGCAACACGAAGGAUGAGAAUGGCUUGACGGCGCUGCAUGUGGCUGCGUACAGCGGUCAUCGGCACAUCGUCGGUUUGCUUCUUAAGCAUUGUGAUGCGAACGCUCAGGACGACAACGGUCGGACGGCGCUUCAUUGGGCGGCGUUCAUGGGACACGGUGCAGUAAUCCGCCAGUUGCUUGAAGUGAAGGACAUUAACGUCAACAUACAGGCUAGAAACGGUUUGACGCCGCUUCACAUGGGUGUCGCUAGCGAACAGAAGGACGACCCCCAAAAACAGUUUGACGUGGUGAAAGAGCUUGUUGGUUACAAUGGCAUAGACCUAAACAUUCCGGAUGAAAAUGAUUUCAGACCAUUGCAUUGGGCUGCACUUAGAGGAUAUGAUAAGAUUGCCAAACUUCUUGCUGAAGCCGACACCCGCGUCAGAGACAAGAAUGGCUUGACGCCACUUCACUCAGCUGCCACGAACGGUCACUCAAAUUUCAUACAAUGGCUGGUUCAAGAACGGUGCGCAGACGUGAACGCUCUCGAUGGGAACGAACGCACAGCCAUGUACUGGGCAGCGUACAAUGGGUAUGAGAGCUGUGUAGACCUCCUAAUUAAUUCGAACAUCACGAUACCGGACAACAAGGGAUUGACACCUUUGCACGUGAGCGCUACGAAUAAUCACAAGGGGGUAGUGAAGAAGCUGCUUGACCGUUUGCAACGAACAGGGCAUAAGGAUCGCGUAAACGCUGAAGAUGUGAACAAGAGAACGGCGUUGCACUGGAGCGCCUACAUGGGACAUCACGACAUCGUAGAUCUACUUGUACAAUACCAAGCAAACGUUAAUGCCCAGGAUAAAGAUGGCUACACAGCCCUGCACUGGGCGGCUAUGGCAGGAGAGGUGAAAGUCGUGGAGCUGCUGCUACAGAAGGGGUCAGACCCCUCUACAGAAGACAAUAGGGGUCGCACUGCGGAGAGGUUGGCUGACUCUCUUUCAAAUACCGAUGUGGUUGCUUGCUUCAGAAGGUAGCCUGCACAAAGAGUAGUGGUACAAGCAGGCCUUACGAAUAUUUGCUCACCGUCUGACAUCAGUGAACGUGAUUUAACGUGAUUUCAAGGUCUAAAACAGGGAGAACUUCUUUAACAGUUCGUUCGUGUCAGGGUUUUCUCAUGCAGGAGUGCAUCUGCUGUUAUUCGCUGUUAUUCGUUGUACGUACACUGUCUAGCACUGUGUGUGAACUGCCUAGCGAAAUGCGCGCAAAGAAUACUACGAAUCUUGCACUAGUCAGUUGGAUGUUGUCUCAUGUGGAAAUUUCGCCUGAAUCAAAUAACUGACGAAAAUAGAGGCACACAAAUGUGCUUCAUCUGGUUUGGUAGCAUACAACGACUAACUUGAUAAGCAUAAGCAAACGUGCUGUGCAUGCACUUGUGCAUUGAACAUUGCUGGAGCAUGCAUACAUAUGUGAAUCAUGAACAACUGCAAUAUACCCUUAAAUGAUCAUGGAAGGGUUCAAAAAAGAAUGUAUGUAUCGAGAAAAUAGGAUUACAAGCCACUGGGACACACAUUCGCACAAAAAGGAAAACUGCAUGAGAGAAUGAGUUUUGAAUUUCUGUGAACAUCUUGUUGAGUUCCUUUUGAAUCAACCCUCAAUAGAAUAUCACUGUGAAUUGAGUUAGCUAAAAAAAGUCAAUAGAAAUUUUAUUGCAACAGGCUCAAUAGUGACUCUAUUGCUUGCAGAGUUGCUAUUGAUUUUCUCUUGAGCAAAAAGAAAUGAAUUGAAUUUUUUUUCACGUAAUGCUCAAUAGAGACUGUAUAACAGAGUUGUUAUUGCUUUUCUGUUCAGCUUUAACAGUGUUGAGUUGGCCCGAAAAGAACUCAGUGGAAUUUUUAUUGCGCAGUACUCAAUACAUACUCUAUUGCAGAGUUACUAUCACAUUUAUGUUGAGCUUUAACAUUGUUCAGUUGGCUCAAAAAAAAAUACUGAACAUAAACUUCAUGGCGCAGUGCUCAAUAGAAACUCUAUUGCAGAGUUCCUAUUGCUUUUCUGUUGAGGUUGAACAGUGCUGAGUUGGCUCAUAAAGAACUCAAUAGAAUUUCUGUUGCCCUAUUCUCAAUAGACACUCUAUUGGAGAGUUACUGCUGCUUUUAUGUUGAGCUUUAGCAGUGUUGAGCUGGAUAACUGUGACAUAUAUAUUCACUGUUCAUUAUAAUAUACGCGCACUGUACUGCGUAAAUAUUAUCGAUAAAAAGUAUAAAAAGUACUGUUCAUUGCU
Messenger RNA from Ornithodoros turicata, 2816 nucleotides. RefSeq names its product inversin-like. NCBI's taxonomy places the organism in Eukaryota, Metazoa, Arthropoda, Arachnida, Ixodida, Argasidae. Gene Ontology annotation, molecular function: protein binding. The transcript has 4 exons. The record is from RefSeq and is a predicted model, not a curated record. The coding region runs from base 466 to 1572 and encodes 368 amino acids.